Messenger RNA from Xyrauchen texanus (razorback sucker), 791 nucleotides. Its product is annotated as cholecystokinin-like. Lineage: Eukaryota; Metazoa; Chordata; Actinopteri; Cypriniformes; Catostomidae. Gene Ontology annotation, biological process: digestion. Bases 75 to 464 code for a protein of 129 amino acids. Gene Ontology annotation, molecular function: neuropeptide hormone activity. The transcript is spliced from 3 exons. Gene Ontology annotation, cellular component: axon; extracellular region. The record is from RefSeq and is a predicted model, not a curated record.
AUAAGUGUCUUUCUCCCUCCUUUGUGAGAAUAUCCACUUUCUUUCUCCUCCAAGCACACAAAAGCAGAAUAAGGAUGAACAUGAGCGGGUUGUGCGUAUAUGUGAUCCUGGCUGCUCUUUCUGCCUCCUGUUUGGGUCGGCCCCGCUCCUCUUCUCCUGACAUUGAUGACAGCCCUCUGCCCUCACAGAUUGAUGCCAGUUUAAGUGAGCACCAGCGGGUUGCCCGCUCCACCAGCCUCAGCGCCGCGCUAAAACAGCAGCCAGCAGCUGACACAGAUUCAGACACCAAUGCCAACCUCAGUGAACUGAUUGCCAAACUCAUCUCCAAAAAAGGGUCUGUUCGACGUAACUCUUCCAUGAACAACAGAGCAAACAGCGUGAACCAUAGGAUAAAAGAUCGAGAUUAUGUGGGCUGGAUGGAUUUUGGCCGCCGGAGUGCCGAGGAAUAUGAAUAUUCAUCAUAAAAUCCAUAUGCAUAUCACCCAGCACCUCUCAGUCACAAAUAAAAGAGUAUAUUUAUUACUAUUACUAUUGUUAUAAUUAUUAUUCUAAUGUACAUUUGUUAAGAAAUCAGUAUAAUGCAACAUAUGCCUAAUUUUGCAACAACAAAAACAAUUCAAAAAAAGUCACAAAAAGUAUUGUUGUUUUAAAAUCUUGUCAUUUUAUUUCAUUUUAUUUUCUUUGUUACAUGUACAAUGGUUUUUGCUUCAAAAGUACCAUCAAGCUGUAAUGUGUGUGAGAUUCAUCAAGCCAAAGUUUUCAAUAAAUUUGGUCAGCAUUCAACUUUGGCC